Molecule: messenger RNA, 465 nt
Organism: Miscanthus lutarioriparius
Lineage: Eukaryota; Viridiplantae; Streptophyta; Magnoliopsida; Poales; Poaceae
Source: the annotation of a GenBank genome assembly
AUGCAUGUAAAUUGUGAAAAGCAACUUGCAAAUUGUAACAAUCUACAAGCUUGUGGAACAGAUUGUUGGAUUGUAACAAUCUGCCCUGUGGAUUGUUACAAUCCAGAGAUAGCAAGGUCUAAAGGAAGGGUUGCACUCACAACAAAUAUGGUCAUGGGUGGUACUGUGACGGACGAUGCAAGUGAUGAAUGGCUUGUUCUGGAUCAGAAGGUAAAUUCCUACCCCACAGAUAGAGGAUUUACAGCAAUUGGCACUGGAGGUGAUGAUUUUGUCCAGUCAAUGGUAGUUUCUGUUGAAUCUGUUCUUCAAGAAUCAAUUCCCAAGGGCCGGGUAUCUCAGAAAUUAUCUUCAAGAGGAAAAUAUGUUUCUGUAAACAUUGGGCCAAUUCGUGUUGUUUCUAGUGAGCAGGUCCAAGCUGUGUAUCGUGCCAUGAGAAGAGAUAACAGGAUGAAAUACUUCUUAUGA